UAUUACGAAGAUUUUGUAUUUAGUAAUGCUGUUGUCCCAAUGUCGAGGCAGGUACAAGUAUAAAACUCUGGAGACAUUGGAGGAAACAUACAAGGGAUGGCAUAAACAAAUGAAAUAUAAUCAUUGGACAGAAAAUAGAAUGAUUGUUGCUACAGGAGGGGUUAAACAUAUUGGUAAAGCAAAAAUUGUGACUGUAAGAUGUCACUACAAUACUGUUACAAAUGUUGCUUUUAACGUAGCUGAAUGGACUUUCUUUUUCAUUGUACGGUGGAGUUCCAAGCAUAUGCCUAUCCUUAGUAAGCCGAGAUGGCCUAGACCAGAAGAUGAAUUCAAAAUGAUUGGAGGUGCAGGAUAUCUGGAUUAUGAAAGAAUGGGUUUUACUAACAUAAGAUGGCAACCCAGGAGAGAUCUUAAAAAAAAAGUCAAGCCUCAUAUAUUGUGUGCUGCAGAAAAUCAGGGUGGUGAUCAUCGAUUAGAAAGAAUUCGUACAUGGAGAACUGAUUUUCUGCAAAUGUACUUCAUUAUGGAUGAGUGCGACUCUCCUGGCCAAUUCCAAUGUGAGUCCUUAUUUAAGGUUAGGACAAGAGGUAAAUUUUUAGGACAUCCUGCCUAUGCAUAUUUUAAUGCAGACAAAGCACCAGGAGGAGGAGUCAGUUCUAAAUGUAAUACACAAAAGAAAAAUAAAGAUGAAGAGAAACAGUACCUUGAACUUUUGGAAACUCUACCAGACAUCUAUUUGGAAUCUGCAAGAUUGUCUUAUGUUGAAUCAGAGGGUUACAAUAAAGAAAUUCCAACUAUGGUUCAAGAUCCAAAACAAAGACCAUCAAAGGGUGGCUAUACCCAAAUUCAUGCAAAAUAUGAUGAAAUAAAAAGCUUAAGAUACAUGAAGUUACAAUGCAAAGUGGAUAUGCAGAAAAUCAAAGCAAGAAUUAUAAGGGUGACUGAGUUUUACUUCUUCUAUCAGCCACUGUCUGACUGGCCUAAUGCACGGGUGAUAUUGGCAGGCCUGGUGAAGAAAAAAGCAUUAUUUGUGCAUCCAUACAGAUUUCGAAUGUUUCCCCAGUUUCGUAUUCUGCUGGAUAAAAAGAAAAAUGCUGCAUGGGAUGGUAGAACAGGCAGUGGAAAUCAAGCACAUUUUUCUAUAACCAUACCAAUGGAUCUGUGUGAUACUCUUACGGGGUCAUUCCAAUGUCAGGCUAAAAUAAUAGCACCUGGUUUCUCUGAACAUAAUAAUAUCUCAUUGGUCACAGGAUGGUACAAACUAGAUCACUCCCCUUUUACCAAAAAGAGCAAAUACUGUGGAAAAGUUGCAGUAUCAAACAUGUCAAAAAGUAAAGAUGUGAAAAAUGAAGUAAAUGUUGAAGAUAAAGAUGACAUUGAUGUCUCAGUAUCAGCAACUCUACAACCAAUAAUUACAAAUGAGGAGGAAUCAGGAGGAGGAGGAGCAGGGGUUGCCAUUGGAAUUAUCUGUGCCAUAGUUGGGCUAGGAGUCAUUGGAUUUGUAGCCAUCAAAAUGUACAUGAAAAAGAAAGUAAAAGACAAUAAGGAUGUUAGUGAAAAGAGACCAAUUAACCAGGCAGCAGGAAGGGGAAGAGGCCGUGGCAGGGGUCGUGGACGUGGAGGAGGGCAGAUUUAAGCUGAGGCCUAGCGAAUGACAUUCAUGGUCCCAGAUUGACCGAAGAUUGCCAAAAACAUUAAAACAUUUGAAGUAGCUGAAGGAAGUUCAUUAUUCACUUGCAGCUGCUUGUGAAGGGAAUUACAAAGGACACAAUGGCUAGUGAAAUGCAUACCUCGAAAGGAAGAAGCUUCUUCCCUCUUUCAAAUGAUUUAAUAUUUUUAGUUCAGAGUAUGACUUGCAUUAAUUUUUGUUUUAAAAAAUGGCUAAUGAAAUAAAGAAAGUGUGUACAAUA
Molecule: messenger RNA, 1910 nt
Organism: Saccostrea echinata
Lineage: Eukaryota; Metazoa; Mollusca; Bivalvia; Ostreida; Ostreidae
Exons: 15
Coding region: 26-1636 (536 amino acids)
Source: RefSeq, a predicted model, not a curated record